Rotaria sp. Silwood2 is the source of this 459-nucleotide messenger RNA. The record is from the annotation of a GenBank genome assembly. Lineage: Eukaryota; Metazoa; Rotifera; Eurotatoria; Philodinida; Philodinidae.
AUGAAUCUUGAAUUUCACAAACUAGGCAAUUUUCUUCAAUUGAAUAUUUUUGAAUUUCAGGCAUUUCUUUUAUGUCCAUUACCUGAACAUACCCCAUGCGAUAAUACCAUAUCUCGACCUCAAUUAAGUAUAUCACAUGAUAAUACAACAGUUCGAUUAACUUUGAAUUUACCUUCAACACCAAUGGAAUCAAUACAAAAUUAUGAAAUUUAUGCAUAUAAACAAAAUGCAACAACAUCAUCAUCGGAUUGGAAAAAAAUUGGUACAGUUAAAUCAAUGCGUUUACCAAUGGCAGUUACUUUAAAAGAAUUUCAAUGCAAUUGUCAUUAUGCAUUUGCUGUUCGAGCAAUAUCAAUUAAUAAUAAUUUUGGUCCUUUUUGCGAACCAAAAACAAUAUUUACAGUAAAUACAUCUAUUGAACCUCGUAAUGCAAGUCAAUUUCUUAAUAUAGCAUUAUAA